Molecule: messenger RNA, 864 nt
Organism: Angiostrongylus costaricensis
Lineage: Eukaryota; Metazoa; Nematoda; Chromadorea; Rhabditida; Metastrongylidae
Source: the annotation of a GenBank genome assembly
AUGACAAUGCGAGAGCAGAAGCCCGACUCUACGCAGUUAUUUCCCUCUGACUCAGACCUUUUUUGCUUCCCUGGCUGUCGCAUUCCCUCUGAACAGAAGAACGGUUACAUUGCGAAGAUGGAAGGCGAUUUUCGAUCUGAAAGUGGUGAUCGUGGUGCUGCGAACGUGAGUCAGCUGGAGAUGCAUCUUCCGUGCUUCAAUGCAAGCCAGAUCUUCGAACGGCAGGAUUCUCUGGCUCGCGCCGCUACCCUUCAGGAAUGCGAUCGAACUAGGGAUCCCGAUGGAAUUCUAGAUUUUCUUGAGACUACCAUGAAUAUUGAGGAUUAUCUAGAAGAUAUAAAUUCGAUUGAAAUUCCUGCGGAUGAUAUCGACUUUGAGGACUUUGAGUUGCAGAAAUGCAAAGAUGGCCACAUGCCAACAAAUGAUACAGACGACUCGUUUUCUCACAAUGAUUGCAUUUCUGAACAUCUCUUUUCGACAGCUUUUAUACGUAAAACUCCUGAGGUCAAGCCUGCUGCAUCCGAAAUCAAGCUUGAGCCUGAAUGGGAAGAUAAUUGUCCAUCGACUUCAUCGACCCGUACGUCGAAGAGGGAAAGAAGAAAUGUGAAGGUCCCGGAAAUAUAUACACCAACUCGUCCUCCCCGUAAAUAUACGUUGAAAACACCACAAGAGCGAAACAACACUUCAUAUAAAGUCAAGCGUCAAAGGAAUAAUGAUGCCGUUAGAAAGAGCCGUACAAAAGCGAAACAGUUGCAAUUAAUGAAGGAAAAGCAGUUAGAGGAAGCGCUUCAGGAAGUCAGUGAGCUCAAGGAAAAGCUUCGUGUCCUCUGUGAGCGGCUCUCGCACUGUCGCUGCCGGAUCUGA